AGGCAAGCCAGCUCAGCACAGCCCAGCCCAGCCCAGCCCCGUUAAAGUCAGUAAGCAAUGUCAAGUCAGGGAGAAGACAGAGAAACAUAAUUGAACAUGUUUGCAACAUGACUGUACAACUCUUUAUCCUUGCAAAUAAAACAACUCAACGAAUGCUGUUACAAUUUUUUUAUGUAAUUAGGGAAAUUCCAGGUUUACGCGUAUAAUACAUUUUCCAUUCUAAGCAAAUCCAUUUGAGAACGAUCCGAUGUGUCUGUUUACUUACUUAUUUCUACCCUACCAUUUCAAAAAGUUUCGAUUAUUGCUUGCUAUCGAGGGAAGCCUUUCUUCCAAUAAGGAUGCCCAAAUACUCCUAAAGGUCCAUAAACGGUGUUGUUAGAUCUCGCUAAAUUGAUAUCAGCGUGGCUGUGAGACUGUAAAACGUCAUUCCUUAAUUUUAGUCAUAACUUUCCCUCUUUACGUUUGGCAAGCUUUUAUUCAAAUACAGUCGUUUAACGAGACGUAACGAACGUUAGCGUUGAUAGUAAACAAAAGAGAUAGGUUGAUUUUUAUUAUGAAAACAAAGGAUGAAAAGGAAACACGAAAUUUUUUUUUCUUUUUUUUUUUUUAUAUCAAAGGAAAGAAGAAGAGAAUUGGUUUUUUCAUAUUAAAAUUCAAAAACAUUUAUUAUUAUUUAUUGAAAAAAAUUGAUUUUCUUUAUUUUGUUUUGUGUUUGAUUUCAUCUGGUUUCUUUUCUUUUCUUUUUUUGUUUUGUUUUGUUUUGGCAUUUGUUGAUAAAAGACGCGACGCGACGCGUUUUUGUCGUUCAUGUGUCUCUUUGGCGUGUGCCGCGCCUACACCGGCCCGGCCCCGUGUGGGCACCACCACCAUUACCAUUUUUAGUAGCAUUUGGUGCAAGAUAACUAUAAACAAACAGUCGGCGAAGAUGCUAAAACUAGAAAGAAUAACCAAACAAGGGAAAAGUAAAGGAAAAAAUAGGAAUGUAAAAUAAAUUAAGAGUAAAAUAAAUCAAGUUUAGUAAAAUAGAUAUAGAAUAAAAG
Schizosaccharomyces octosporus yFS286 is the source of this 1040-nucleotide messenger RNA. RefSeq lists its product as uncharacterized. The transcript has a single exon. The coding region runs from base 554 to 991 and encodes 145 amino acids. Lineage: Eukaryota; Fungi; Ascomycota; Schizosaccharomycetes; Schizosaccharomycetales; Schizosaccharomycetaceae. The record is from RefSeq and is a predicted model, not a curated record.